UCCUGAGAGUUAAGCAUUCUGGCUUCCUGUACCUUCGCACACAUUUAAGUACUUCACCUUAUCUGGGUGAGGUCUUCCUUUGGGAUACCUCCAAUCUCUUGGGUGUCUUCCGCAUUAUAGAUGCUUUAGCUGGCUCCUUUGUUCAUUCUCUUUUCGGCGAGUUCUAUUCCUCUUUUUCUGAGUUUCCUUGCCUGUUAAAUCCUCUCUUCUUGGCUUUUCUGUCUCCUGCACUGCUCACUUUUAGCGACUCUACCAUAGUGCCUUACAGCCUUAGUCCUUGCUCCUAUUAUAUCUGAAAUUAAAAUUUGUAUUUUGAGGAACACAUGUAAAGACCAUGCAGUAGACUGUGUUUGACCAUUUAAUUCUUUUGUCUUCCUAUUGGUAUCAAUUUCAGGCUUAUUGUAAGCCCUUACUGAUCCAAACAAGGGUUGACACUAGAGACCCAGAGAAUUUAGCACCUGGAAGAAGAUGGAGAAACAUUAUAUUCCUCAUUAAGCAUAGAGGCUAAAGACAAUUUUGAAAAGGAGGAAAGGUGUAAAGAACUUAAGCGACUUCGGGGUGAGGAUACAUGGAUGCUACCUGAUGUGAAUGAGCGAAUUGAACAGUUCUCACAGGAACAUUCUGUGAAGAAAAAGAAGAAAAAAGACAAGCAUUCAAAAAAGGUAAAGAAAGAGAAGAAGAAAAAGAGCAAGAAACAGAAAUAUGAAAAAAAUGAGUCAGCUGAUAAUUCAUCAAGUUCUGAAGAUGAAUGGGUUGAAGCUGUUCCAUCUCAGACUCCGAGCAAAGAAAAGGCUUGGAAAGUGAAAGAUGAAAAGUCAAGAAAAGAAGAAGACAGUGAGGUUAUUCAGAGGGAUGAGUGGAUGACUGUUGACUUUAUGUCUGUUAAAACUGUAUCAUUAUCAUCACUCAAAGCUGAAAAAGAAACUAUAAGGAAAAUAGAGCAGGAGAAAGCCCAAGCAGUUGAGCAGUCCAGACUGUUGGAAAGAGAAUUGAAUCCAUACUGGAAGGAUGGUGGGACAGGUCUUCCACCAGAAGACUGUAAUGUGUCAUCAGUUACUAAAGUUUCAGUAGUAGAAGAUGGUGGAUUAAGCUGGCUAACGAAGUCUUAUCAAAGAAUGAAGGAACAAGCUGAGAAACAAAAUAGAAAUUUUGAAGACAUUGUAGCUGAAAGAUAUGGGUCAAUGGAAAUAUUUCAGUUGAAAUUAAAAGAAGCUGAAAAGACUGCAUCCAAAAAAGAAGAUUGUAGACAAGAACGGUGGAGGAAACCAACGUAUUCAGAUAAAGCACAAAGUAGUCAAGAACGUAGAAAAUCAGACUUAGUAAAUUAUAAUAAAAAUUCAAGGGAUAGAUAUAGUGUAACAGAUAGUACAAACAAUGUUAAUAAAGAUAAGUUUAGUGGUGAUGAAAAGGAUAAUAAUAGAUUCAGGUCUUUAGAAACGCACAGAAGACAGUACAAUCCAAGGCAAAAUCAGGAGUUUUCUUCUGUUGGAAAUUUGAGACCUAAAUUCGUAAGACCCUCUGAUGAUGAAGAACUGUCAUUUCAUAGCAAGGGCAGAAACUUUGAACCAUCUAGUUCAUCUUCAGCAUCGAUAGCUCAGGGUUCUUUGCGUUGUGGUUUUCGAAAACCCACAGAGAACAGUGAAGAAUGUUUAUCAUCAUGGAGUCGAUCUGACAGGAGAGAAGGAGACAAGAAACACUCAAAUCAAAAGGCUUCAUUAGAAACCAGUAGCAGUGUUGACUACGGACACAUUCCAGGAGAUGUGAGAGAAAAGUCACAGGAUGAAAGCUUGAGAGAUGACCCUCCAAAAAAAGAACAUCUGCCGGACACAAAGUCUUCCUUAUCUGGAAGUAGUCCAAAGGAUGAGUCCAUCCACAUCCUGAGUGUUGAUGAGAAGAACAAGUUGGGAGCAAAGAUUAUCAAGGCAGAGAUGAUGGGAAAUAUGGAAUUAGCUGAACAACUUAAAGCCCAGCUUGAAAAGGCAAAUAAACUCGAAGAAACUGCAACACAGAUACCAUCAAAAAAAUCUGGGGUGGAGAUUGAAGACCAGCAAGAAGUGAUCCUUGUCAGAACAGAUCAGUCUGGAAGAGUAUGGCCUGUGAACACACCAGGAAAAGCCCUGCAAUCAAAUGGAGGAAGGAGGAGGAGACAGAUGGCUUCAACCCAUGAAGAAAAAGAAAGGGUCAGAUACUUUCAUGAUGAUGAUAAUCUAAGCCUAAAUGAUUUAGUCAAAAAUGAAAAGAUGGGAACAGCAAGAGAUCAAAACAAACUUUUUAUGAAAAUGGCAUCUAAGUUUAUGGGAAAAACCGAUGGAGACUAUUACACUCUGGAUGACAUGUUUGUUUCCAAAGCAGCUGAGAGAGAAAGUCUUGGUGAAGAGGAAGAGAACCAGAGGAAAAAAGCUAUUGCUGAGCACCAGAGUCUUGCUGCACAAAUGGAAAAAUGUCUCUAUUGUUUUGAUAGCUCUCAAUUUCCCAAGCACCUUAUUGUUGCAAUAGGUGUUAAGGUUUAUUUAUGUUUACCCAACUUUCGGUCUCUUACUGAGGGACACUGCCUGAUAGUCCCUUUGCAGCACCAUAAAGCAGCUACCUUAUUGGAUGAAGACAUCUGGGAGGAAAUUCAGAUGUUCAGAAAAUCAUUGGUAAAGAUGUUUGAAGAUAAAGAGUUGGAUUGCAUAUUUUUAGAAACUAAUGUGAACAUGAAGAAACAAUAUCAUAUGGUUUAUGAGUGCAUUCCUCUCCCAAAGGAAGUGGGUGAUAUGGCUCCUAUCUAUUUUAAGAAAGCCAUAAUGGAAUCUGAUGAGGAGUGGUCCAUGAACAAGAAGUUGAUUGAUCUCUCUUCAAAAGAUAUCAGAAAGUCUGUACCUAGAGGCUUACCUUAUUUCUCUGUGGAUUUUGGCCUCCAAGGAGGGUUUGCCCAUGUCAUUGAAGAUCAACACAAAUUCCCUCAUUACUUUGGGAAGGAAAUCAUUGGUGGGAUGCUGGACAUAGAACCAAGACUUUGGAGGAAAGGAAUCCGAGAAAGCUUUGAGGAUCAGAGGAAGAAAGCACUACAGUUUGCUCAGUGGUGGAAACCAUAUGACUUCACCAAAAGUAAAAAAUGUUGAGGCUUAUCCUUCUUUUUUAUGUCCUUUUCAGAUCCCUUUCAGUUUUAUUUCUGUCACAUCUAACUAAACAACUGGCUGGCAGAUCAUAGGGAAAAGAGCCAUGGCAGCAGAUGGCUCUGGGUCACUGGCAAGCAAUCAUCAUUGGAUUGUGUGGUUUCUUCCCCCACUACUCCUGGGAACUUCAUUUCAGUGACCAGAGAGUAAGACCAGAUGUAUUGGAUGGCCCGCUCACAUUCCUGUCCACCUGUUCAGUUAAUUACAGAAAAGGGCUUCUCUGAAGAGAGAUUUGGGAAGCAUAGGAAAGCAGUGGUUCAAAGGGAAAUGGGUCUGCUCCAGUGUUGUUAAGUCUAUUGACUGUCUUCUUUUGUAUUUUUUAGAAUAAGUCUUGGCAUAUUCAGUAGUAAUUGAAAGUUCGUUUCAUAGGAUUUUAUAGAAGAGCUCUUAAUUUUUAACUAGAAGCAUAUAAUAUCACUGCUGUUCUUUUUGUUAAAGAAAAGAGAAUGUCCCCAAAGUAAUAAAGAAUCAAAUGAUGGUGAAAAUAUAACUCAUAUCCACAACUUGAGUUUGUUUUUAUUUCUGGAUUUUCUGUUAAAUUGUGUCCACUAUUAUUUGUGUCUUUGAAUUUUGGUGAUUUUAAAAGUGCGUGUUAAACAUAUAACAGAAUUUAUAGAUCUGCAUUUGUAUGAGAAUUAAAAUUUUUAUCCAAAUCAUUAUUUUUCAUUUGUAUUGAUUACUAUAAUAUCUUAAGUGAUGAGAACAUUCCAAAUGUCAGGAGAACAUUCUGUUGUGCCACUUCAUUGAAGAUAGUUGAUUUUUAUUUGUUCUUACAUUUGGUAUCAAGAUAAAACCAUAUGCUUACCAAAUAUGUCCAUGAUGUGAAGGUGAAGCCGCUCCUGCUUUUUUUAAUGGAAAGAUCUUUUUUUAAUAACCUUCUUUCAAAGAUGUUGGUUUUUUGGAAGCUGAACCUUGGCAUUUUGUCAUAAAAUGUUGAAUACCUAUACUCAGUAGUGAUGCAUCCUCCAGAGUAACUCACACACUACACAGUUAUUUUUAAUAUCAGCAUCUCAUUAUAUCCUCAGUGUGUUAGAGAAAUAUUUAUGUUCUAUCUGUGGCUUUUUUAAUUUCACGUAUAAAUUGAAGCUUAAUGGUUUUAAUAUUUUGAAAUUGCAUUUGAGUAUAUUUAUCAAAUAGAAGCUUGAGAACAUUGUAUUGCUGUUUUCAAACUCUCUUGGCUUUGCUACAAAGUCUCAAAGGAACCUCUAAUAGUCAUUCAUUCCAUCAGUGAGUUUGUUUUGAAGAACACUGUGUUAUGUGUUGGUGAUGCAAAGAUAAAAAGUACUUCCCCUGCCUUAAAUUAUUUUACAGUUUAGUAGACAAAGUGACAUGUACAUAAAUAAUUAUACCACAGUAUGAUAAAUUCUAAACGGAGAUAUACACCCAAAUGUAUUGGAGUACAGUGCUAAAGGAUUAUUUCCCACUUCCCCUCGCUUCGUUCUCAGCUGUUAACUUUGUUUCCUUUUACUGAGAAAAUAGAAGCAAACAAAAGAGAAUUUCCACCACAUCUGUCUACCUGUAUUUGCACCCACAUACUCUACUUUUCCUCUUGUUAACUGUGGAUUAAUUAUUUGGUUGUUCUUAUCUAAGGCCAGUCCACUCAUUUAUAUGCUAGGUCUUAUCCUUUCUCACCUAUUAAAUUGUCCCCACUCUCUCUGUGUUUAAAUUAGAUUUUUCCUCUCUACAGGAUCAUUCCUGUUAGCAUUAAAAAAAAAAAAAAAA
This is a messenger RNA of Trichechus manatus latirostris (Florida manatee), 4880 nucleotides long. RefSeq names its product CWF19 like cell cycle control factor 2 (gene CWF19L2). Bases 573 to 3104 code for a protein of 843 amino acids. The record is from RefSeq and is a predicted model, not a curated record. Lineage: Eukaryota; Metazoa; Chordata; Mammalia; Sirenia; Trichechidae. The transcript is spliced from 18 exons. Gene Ontology annotation, biological process: mRNA splicing, via spliceosome. Gene Ontology annotation, cellular component: post-mRNA release spliceosomal complex.